This is a messenger RNA of Aspergillus aculeatinus CBS 121060, 753 nucleotides long. RefSeq lists its product as uncharacterized. Gene Ontology annotation, molecular function: DNA-binding transcription factor activity. NCBI's taxonomy places the organism in Eukaryota, Fungi, Ascomycota, Eurotiomycetes, Eurotiales, Aspergillaceae. Gene Ontology annotation, biological process: regulation of DNA-templated transcription. The coding region runs from base 1 to 753 and encodes 250 amino acids. The record is from RefSeq and is a predicted model, not a curated record. The transcript is spliced from 2 exons.
AUGGAUUCCCAGGAAGGGUAUCGUCAGCGACGAAUGCUCCAAAAUCGUCUGGCCCAGCGCCGAUUUCGGGAGCGUACCCGAGCCGCAAAAAGCGAUCGUUCACAGGGCGAGAUCGAGGGUAUCACUCAUUACGACCACUAUCCUCAGCUCCACCAUAGCCCGGGUGCAUCAAGCCCUAAUCACCUGCGCGGCGAUAGCAACAACGACAGCAGCAGCAGCAACAGCAACAGCAACAGCAACAGCAACAGCAAUUUCCUCUCAGAGCCUCCUCCUCCUCCACCCUUGAAGCUCCACAGCGACGGCGAUGCAGAACUCUGCUCAUGCUGGAGCAGGAGGAGUGCUGCUGCCGCAUCAUCGCUACUGGAAGCGAAGAAGAGCUCCCCUGGAUUACCCUGUGAUCGUGGAUAUCAUCAUCACCUGCCGCAGGUGAACGAAGAAGUCAUCCAGCUCUCGAAUUUCCUCUUUCCUGCCGCAACAAACCAGGACGACGACAACAACAACAACAAUAACGACAACAACAAUGACACCCCUUUAAGUUUACACAUACAUCAUGGCCAGCUACUGCAGGCCGAACACGCACUCGCAAUUGUCCAGAAACAGCGGGACCGACUCGGCGCGCAGGGCAGGGCACUCCUCCGACAGCUUUCCGAGGUGUAUGCGAUCGGGGUCUCCCUGGAUAUCUUCAUUGCGAGCGAGGCGUUUCAGGUUCAUCUGCUGGGGGCGGAGAGGGCUUUUGCUGCGCUAAGUGAGUGA